GGAAGCCACCAUGGUAUGUCAAGUGACCGAAUACCAGCCCCGUCCAGUCUUCCAUCUUUAUCAGCUGACCAGGCAAAAUCAUACGACUUAGGAGACGACCCCGAUGCUUCGUCUGAUGGACCAGUCAAAUUGGAGAAGGGUGACAAGUUGGAUCUGGAUAAAGGAGAUAAAUCCGGAGCCGAAAAGUCCAAAUCGGGAUCCCAGUCCGGGGAGCCGCCUACAAAGAGGGCAAGAAAUAGCGAUGAUGAGGAUUUAUCGCCGGCUGCAAAGGCGGAACGGGAGAGGUUACGACGGCAGGCGAAUAACGCAAGGGAAAGGGUCAGAGUUCGAGACAUCAAUGAAGCAUUUAAAGAACUGGGUCAGAUGGUGACCUUGCAUUGUAACUCCAGCCAGCCUCUGACCAAGCUGAUGGUUCUCCAGCAAGCAGUCAAUGUGAUUACAUCUUUAGAGAGUCAAGUUCGAGAGAGGAACUUAAACCCUAAGGCUGCUUGUCUAAAGCGUAGAGAGGAGGAGAAGACGGAAGAGUUGCCAGGUAGAGCCGUCUCCUCUGAUGAUUUGUCGCAGCCAGGUUUAGCAAACAAGGUACUUAGUGUUCUUUCAUUUGUUGUGUACAGCCUUCACGUGUUUAAGUGGUGGUGA
Messenger RNA from Candidula unifasciata, 639 nucleotides. The record is from the annotation of a GenBank genome assembly. NCBI's taxonomy places the organism in Eukaryota, Metazoa, Mollusca, Gastropoda, Stylommatophora, Geomitridae.